AUGUCAAGCGCGAAUAGUUACCUUAACCCAGCCAACGACGGAGAGGGUACAGCUGGAUGGCCGUUCUACUCAAACUUUCCCAAGAAAAUGAAGUUCGUUACUUGCAGGUUAUCUCUAAUUCCUGAACAAGUUCCUUCAACCGUCGAGGAAUGCGAAGAGCCUAGUGAAAGUAGUCAUGUCCUGUCAAUGGAGGAGAACACCGAUAGCCCACCCGUACGAAGGAGCCGUUUACAUUCGAUGUUCAGCGGAAUUCUUCGACGAAAAUCUAGAGACAUGACGAGUCCAAAGUCAGAUCCAGAACCAUCAUAG
Strongylus vulgaris is the source of this 309-nucleotide messenger RNA. Lineage: Eukaryota; Metazoa; Nematoda; Chromadorea; Rhabditida; Strongylidae. The record is from the annotation of a GenBank genome assembly.